Magnolia sinica is the source of this 2083-nucleotide messenger RNA. RefSeq names its product serine acetyltransferase 2-like. The coding region runs from base 218 to 1327 and encodes 369 amino acids. The transcript is spliced from 10 exons. The record is from RefSeq and is a predicted model, not a curated record. Lineage: Eukaryota; Viridiplantae; Streptophyta; Magnoliopsida; Magnoliales; Magnoliaceae. Gene Ontology annotation, cellular component: cytosol; cytoplasm. Gene Ontology annotation, molecular function: L-serine O-acetyltransferase activity.
ACUUGUCAACUCAACGAUCGAGCAUGUAAUUCCCCCCUCAGGAUCCACGGCUUCCUUUGUUCCGGUCUCCUCUCAGCCUCUCCUUUGGAAAAACACAAAGGAGAGAGAGAGAGAGGGAAAGGGAGACAGAGGUCCGUGUAAAUCAGUUCCACUCAUUUGAAUCUUUUCUUCGGAUUCCGAAGAAAUCCCUGCACAGAGAAGAAACCCCAUAUCUCCGAUGUCCCGUUUAAGCAACGACAGAAUCUUUUCCCGCUCUGAAAUGCCAUGUAGCUGUGUAGCUCUUACAGAAGGAGAAGAAGAAAAACCCGAGAAGCUUUCCCCCUGGAAACACCCAAAGUAUCGAUUGGAGAAGAUAUUCCCGGUCUACGCGAUGGGUUGUUUGACUUUGGAAGAUGUGGGCCCCGCGGCGGCCACAGGUGCGAAUUCGCUCGAGUCUAAUGCGGACCCCAUCUGGGAUGCAAUGAGAACGGAGGCGAAGUCGGAGGCAGAGAAGGAGCCACUUUUAAGCAGUUUUUUGUACGCCAGUAUUUUAUCUCAUGAUUGUAUGGAGAAGGCAUUGGGGUUUGUCCUUGCUAAUCAGCUCCAGAAUCCGACACUCUUGGCUACACAACUUAUGGAUAUCUUUGAUGACAUAAUGAUGCAUGAUAAAGGUAUUCAACGCUCAAUUCGUCAUGAUGUUCAGGCAUUUAAAGAUAGGGAUCCGUCAUGCAUGUCAUAUACCUGGGCGUUGUUGUACCUUAAGGGUUACCAUUCAUUGCAAUCAUAUCGGAUAGCACACGUGCUGUGGAAUAAAGGACGCAAAGUCUUGGCCUUGGCGUUGCAAAGCCGGAUAAGUGAGGUUUUUGCAGUGGAUAUCCACCCAGCUGCAAAAAUUGGAGAGGGAAUAUUAUUGGACCAUGGGACAGGUGUUGUUAUUGGUGAAACUGCCAUUGUAGGAAAUAGAGUUUCAUUAAUGCAGGGUGUAACGUUAGGAGGAACUGGAAAAGAAAUAGGAGAUCGUCAUCCUAAGAUUGGUCAAGGUGCACUUAUUGGAGCCAGUGCAACUAUUCUUGGUAAUAUUACUAUAGGUGAAGGGGCGAUGGUUGCAGCUGGUUCUCUUGUAUUAAAGAGCAUUCCUCCACACAGCAUGGCUGCAGGAAACCCGGCGAAGGUGGUUGGAUAUGUUGAAGAUCAAUACCCGGCCUUGACAAUGAAGCACGAUGCCACAAAAGAAUUUUUUGAACAAGUAGCUGUUGGCUCUAUAGAAGGAAGAUCUAAUGCUGCUGUGUGUGAAAUGUUUCGUGUGGUCCAUGCAUCGAGUGGGAGAGACUUGUAUGUGGGAACAUGAUUGCUGGCAACAUUUUUUAAAGGAUCCAUUGUUUUUUCUAUGUGGGCACUGCUUGAUUUUUGGCUAUUUUUGGGCCAGGCUACGUAUGCAGUGUGGUCGUUUGAAUUGUGGCUUGGAUGUCCCACUUAUUUCCUCCUCUCUCAAAUUUCCUAGUGGGAUGUGAUUCAGUGAGGGCCUCUCAUGUGAGGUCUAAGCAGAUGGGGCACGUGUGAGAGACGUAGACCGUUAAUCUGGUAGGGUACAUUGUGAGCACGCCAUAAUCCAAAAAUAAUGUUGGUCUGCUCAUCAGGCAAGUCAAACUUGGAAAUGGCUGUUAGAUAUUGUGGGUUUGAAGGCACGCUUGAAGAGCUUCGUGGUCAUGGUGUUUUGAAUGAAAUUGCAAAUAAGGUCUGGAGAUCAUGGACACCUUACAUGCUUGGGUUUUCGUUAGGGCUGUCGAUGGGUAUCUAAUAGAAUCUGUCCAAUCGUAAUGGGUGUGGGUCCCCUCCUUUGGAGCUGUUAAUCAGGUCAGGUUCGGGCCUCACCUUUUGGACUGCGUUAAACGAACCGGGUCUAGUUGGGUUCAGCUCAGGUCCAUCACACAUGGACCCAGUUAAAGUCAGGUUGGGUCUGGUCUAAAUUCCAAUGAUGGCAUAGGUCCAAUUUUAGACAAACAUCUGGCUUACCCAGCAGGUGAACCGGCUAAGUUUUCUAGCCAUAGAAUGAUUUAUGCGAGUCCUGAACUGAUGAGUCAUUUUCCUUAUUAUUAUUAUCAUU